Molecule: messenger RNA, 3954 nt
Organism: Sparassis crispa
Lineage: Eukaryota; Fungi; Basidiomycota; Agaricomycetes; Polyporales; Sparassidaceae
Product: acetyl-CoA synthetase-like protein
Exons: 19
Coding region: 1-3954 (1317 amino acids)
Molecular function (GO): phosphopantetheine binding
Source: RefSeq, a predicted model, not a curated record
AUGUCUACGUCCACGAUUCCAUCUCCUCCGCAGACUCAGGCUCUGUCAAGCCGCACCUUCUGUCCGCCUCCCAUCGAUGGAUCAAUGACGUUGCCAGAGAUAUUCGACUGGCACCUUGCAAACACACCCGACCAUCGUCUUUUUGUCUUUUCCAAAGACGACGGCGGUAUUAGGACCAUCUAUUGGCCUGAAGCUGUACGUGCUAUCCACGUGGGUGCAAGAGUCGUCAGGAAGCGUAUGAAUUGGACACCUGGGAUGAAAGAAAAUCCAGUUGUAGCCAUUCUUGCGCCAUCAGAUACUAUCCCGUACUUCACUACGGUGAUGAGUAUCAUGAGAGCGAACUAUGUGGCCUUCCCAAUUUCUCCCCGUAAUUCUCCGGAAGUCGUCGCCUACCUUAUCAGCAAAGUUGCAGUCAAGCACAUUCUGGUGGGCCGCGAACAAUCAAUGUUAGAUCUCGUUAAAUCCGCGCUCGAUAUCCUUGAAACACAAUAUCCUUCUGCUACCACUCCAGAAAUGUCACCAAUGCUACUCUUCGAGGAGCUAUUUCUCUCCACCGCAGAGGCUGUUCCCGCUGAUGGCUUGGUGUACGACAAAUCCAAGGGGUCGACAGCUUUCCCUAAGCCUAUCCCUGUGACUGCCAGUCGUUUGGUAGCCUAUUGUUUGAUACCGUGGUUUGGCGGGCGUGAUCUCACCAACCAGGUCCUGUCCUUGCAUGCAAUGCCGAUGUACCAUGGUAUGGGCUUGCUGCAGCUCUCUUGGACGGCUUCAUGUGGUCUUGUUGCAAGCACUUUCGAGCCCAAGUCCCCCUCCCCUGUGCCUACACUAGAUGCCCUUUUCAAAGAUGCCAAGGCGACGAAUAGCGACAUUAUUUUCUGUGUUCCGUCUUUUAUCGAGGCUUGGGCUCGUGAACCUGAUUACGUUAAAUGGCUCGCCACCCGUGGGGGGUUGUUCUACGGUGGGGGUCCUUUGAACAAGGAAGCGGGAGACUUCCUUACUUCACAGGGUGUCUCUAUCUUCAUUCUGUACGGCUGCUCUGAAGGUGGUAUCAUGAGCCCCGUCCUCCCGGCUACCGUUAGUUACGACUGGGAGUACUUCACCUUCCCAAAGCUUGUAACUCCCAAAAUGGUGCCGAAUGGUAACAACACCUUCGAGCUCGUAACGGUGUCGAACGAAUACCAUCAGCUCAAUGUGUUUAAUACGAAGGUCGAUGGUCGGGAUGCAUAUGCAACGUCAGACCUGCUCGCCCCUCACCCUACCAAACCUGGUUAUUGGCGAGUUUUCGGACGUACUGAUGAUCAGAUUAUGCAUAAUACAGGAGAGAAGACGAAUCCUGGGCCACUAGAGAACAUUCUCAACCAGGACCCACAUGUACAGUCAUCAGUGAUGUUUGGCCGUGGCAGAUUCCAAGCCGGUAUUCUCGUAGACCCGAAGAUAGAGUUCAAAUUCGAUCCUGCCGAUGGUGUCAAACUCGCGGCAUUCAGAAACAAUAUGUGGCCUACGGUGGAGCGGAUGAACACAUUUGCUCCUCAGCACUCCAGACUAUUCAAGGAGAUGAUUUUGGUGGCGAAACCUGCAAAACCAUUCACGUACACUGCCAAGAACACUGCGCGUCGUCAAGCUAUCAUCAAUCUGUAUGAGGAUGAAAUCAGUGAGGCAUACAACUUGGUGGAGGAAAGCGCGCAAGACAACAUCCCUGUCCCUUCUCACUGGGAUGUAGUCGCAACCCAUGAAUUCGUCCGUGCGGUUGUGGUCAAGGUCCUUGGCCGAAAUAUCGACGAUGACGAUGACUUGUUUCAACAUGGAUGUGACAGUCUGCAAGCAACGUGGAUACGUAACACAAUCUUGCGUGGAUUGCGGGACUCCGCCCAGUUGGAUGUCCGUCGGAAUUUUGGAAACUUCGUCUACGAAUAUCCUUCCAUCGCACGCCUCUCAACUUACAUCUCGGCGCUGGCAUUCGGAACCGACGAGAAUGCCGAUAUUUCUCUGGAGAACAAAGUGGACACAAUGCGUGCGAUGGCUGCUAAGUAUAGUGAGAACCUGCCGAUGCACCAGCCUAUAGCUGGCAUAGCGCCACUGCAGACGGGAGACGUCGUGCUGUUAACGGGAACAACGGGCAGCUUGGGAUGCCAUAUUCUAGUCCAGCUGUCUCUGGAUCCUCAGAUAUUGCGUAUUUAUGCCCUAAACAGAGGGAGCAAGUCUGGGGUGGCCCUCCUAGAAAGACAGAAGAUAGCUCUGCUCGAGCGCGGACUGGAUGCUGCAAUUUUAGAUUCGGCUAAGGUUGUCCUACUUGAAGGCGAUCUGACCAGCUCCUACUUCGGGGUUCCCGAGAGUGUCUUUAAGAAGAUGCACCAGUCUGUGACGCAUAUUAUACAUAAUGCUUGGCGUGUCGAUUUCAAUCUCUCCCUUGUAUCGUUUGAGUCAAAUGUGAAAGGGUUGCGUCAUUUGAUUGACUGGGCACUGUCGUCGCCUUUCCCCAAGCCACCGCUGUUAAUAUACACCAGCUCCAUUGGUGUCUUCCAAAACCUUCAGGCCAAUGGUAUUCAGGCUGAAGCUGCGAUUGAGCCAAAUGCUGCUGUCGGCAGUGGUUAUGCAGAGUCGAAGUGGGUUUCUGAGCAGAUUUUAUCUGAAGCCGCAGCCAAGACGACGUUGAAGCCUGUGGUUGUUCGUGUCGGCCAAGUCACUGGUGGGGUGGAUGGUGCUUGGAAUGUGAACGAAUGGUUCCCUUCCCUCGUUCAGACCGCCGCAGCUAUGGGGUAUUUCCCAGAUGACACCCGGGAUGUAAACUGGAUACCGUCGGAGUAUGCUUCCCGGGCGAUUGCGGACUUCCGCAGGGCUUCGGAAGGAAAUUUGUUUGUUCAUCUGAAUCAUCCGCGUCCAGUCUCUUGGUCUUCACUCGCUUCGGUCAUCUCUUCCGAACUCUCAAUCAAGCUAAUCUCUUAUGCUGAGUGGCUCACUAUGCUCCAGGAAGGUGCUCAGCUGUCGUCCGAAGGCGGUUCAGGCAGGGUGGAUGUUGCGUUGUUGCAGAAGUACCAUGCCCUUCGACUACUCCCCUUCUUUAAAAGAGUCGCGCCGCUGGCAAAUGGAGCGCUGGCUAUGGGUUUCCCUAAUCUCUCCAUCAAGCAUGCUAUGGCAUCGUCGCCGACGCUGGCUGACCCCCAGAUUCGCAAGCUGGGCCCUGACGAUUCAUGUCUACUUCCGCGCUGGGAGUCACCACGAUCAUACAAUCCUCGGCCAAGCACCCCCCCCAUCCUAACUGCCAGCAAGAUCACUCCCGCUGUUGCUCAUGCAUGGGAGAACACCUGCCUCCAGUAUUUUAAACACAAUGAUGUCACCAAUGAUAAGAAGGUGGCCAAGGUUACGGGCGGCUUCCAGGACACUAUUAUUAGCGACUGGUAUUACAACGACUCUGACAUCUUUGACGCAAUGAUGUGGAAAGAUUUCCUUGCCGCUUUCCAUUCUCGCUUCCUCCCCAAGGGGUGGGACUUGGCCGUUCUGAUGCAACUACUUUGCACUCAUCAGAAGGAAGAUGAGAGUUUCGAAGAUUGGGUUUUCAGCAUGGAGAAGCUGAACACCACUCUCUGCGGUAUAAACUCUCAUCUCGAUGAUGCCCGCCUCUGCGCCCAGAUCUCUGCCAAUGUCUGCAAAGAUCUUCGGUUCACCUGCGACAAAGACGAGGUCAAGACCAUAGCCUCAUUCAAGGACUGGAAAGACAAACUCACCCAGCUCGACACUGUCCGUAUGCGCAAACAAGCGCACAUUCUCCGCAUCACAGGCGCAUCUGCAUGCACCAAAGUCCCUCUGCUAACUAUGACCAAGGGGAACGCCUCCCACCCCAAAGGUCCAAAGCUUCCCCCGCUCACUGAUGAAGAAUUGAAACUCCUUCACGACAACGACGGAUGUUUCAAAUGUCGCAAAUUCUUCGUCCUCGAGAAAGAAUGCGGGCGUGACUGUUGA